GUUUACGUGCUGAAACAGGCGGCCAUUUUAUCGAAGACAUUUGCAAUUUUAUUUUCACCAAAAUUAAGCACUUAAAUUAGUAAAAUAAGGAAUAUACGCCUGAAUGAUGUUAUUAUAGCAAAUGGAAGUGGGUGUGUUCAGCUGGAAAAUGUCCAGACUGUAUUCUUAACAUGUAUGAAGGCAAGAAUAUCCACUAUUCUCCGUUCGAUAGCAAACCGCUAUGCUCAUUUAGUGCAAAGAUAUGUAAACAACGGAGGUUGAAUGGAUAUGCAUUCUGCGUGCGCCACAUUUUGGAGGACCCGACGGCGCCUUGGAAGCAAUGCUGCCAUUGUACACACAGCAAACAGAAGUGUACCAAUGCUAUACCAAAAGAUGAGGAACGCAUAUACUGCAACAACCACAGGCAAAUGCUGGGGAUGAUCCCGAAGAGGGAACGACGGCCGAAACGAGAUCGGGACAAAGAACAUGACCAUGCCAGUAUUGCGGAUGGAAACAAGGGAAUGUCCUUACACGACAGACUCAAAACAAAAUUCAACAUCACGCAGCGUGACGAACGCGCCAACACCAACUCCUCGACUAUAUCGGAUGAUCCUUACGCCUUCCCUGACGAACCUGCCCCACCUCCUACUAAAGUCAUCAUCAGCACACCCACGCCGCCCAUCAUUACCGAAAUGAUGGCACCAUCACCAGUGGCUGUGAGGAGUCCUGCUGCAAUCGGGAAUAAAAGUCCAGUAUCGGCGCGAAGUCCUGGUGGAAUUAACCGACAAACUAGUCUGCCAGGGGGCAAAAGCCCUAGUGGAAUUAACCGGCAGAAUAAUCUGCCUGGAGGCAAAAGUCCUGGUGGAAUUAACCGACAAAAUAGUCUGCCAGGGGGCAAAAGCCCCAGUGGAUUUAACCGGCAAACAAGUGUGCCAGGGGCCAAAAGUCCUGUUGGAAUGACUUGGCACACUGUUAGUGUACCAGUGAGCAAAAGUCCUCUUGAAAGUACUUGGCAGAUUAGUGUGCCCGGGAGUAGAAGUCCUAGUGGGACAAACAAGCAGAAUAGUGUGCCUGGUGGCAAAGGUCCAGGUGCGAUUCGCUGCCAACAGACUAGCGUGCCUGGCGGCAAAAGUCCUGUACCGGGGCGACCACCAGAACAUGUUAGCGCUGCAAAAUUAUACCCAGAAUUGGCUGAAAAACUUCAUGUGGAGAGAUCGAAAUCUCGUUUGGAAUCUAAAUCAAAAUUCGGACCGAGGAGUUCGCGGACUGUGAAUCAGUUGGAAACGAAAAUCGCACAAAACAAAAUGAAGAAGAAGAAGAACCAGGAAGGUGGCCAUCAUGGCGACAUGGAGAAUCAUAGCGCGUCUUCGUCGCCGAAGAUUCAACCGUCGAUGUUCUCACCUCAGCCUCGCAUUAAUUCGUUACAGUUUCCAUUGGAUUCAAAUGCUCAUUCGUCAGUUUUCAAUCAAAUGCGACAACUGUCUUCCUCGGCGGGAUUCUUGUCGCAUCCGCCCUCGUAUUCAUCUGCGACGACAAACUCCUCCCACAUGCCAGUAUCCAGGGUGCCGCUUCACCCUCAUCCCUACCUCCAUACGUAUCCGACAGCGCCCCGCGCCCCAGCCAUAAAAAAGGAACCGAAGCCAGACGGCGUCACAGACUUUCAACUGCCAGCAUAUAGUCAGUUAGACCCUAAACAGAACUUUACAAAAGUGCACUUACGGAAACCUCGGAAGGUGUUGCCAGAGAAAAAGGCCCGUGUGAAGUUGAAGCGUGAUUCUCCGGUAGAGGUGUAUGGAUAUUAUGCCAAGAGACAGCUCUAUAAUUCCGAUUUAGUCCCUAAUGGUUUAGAUAGUUCGGACAGUGAUGAUGACAGUGAUAUAGAUGCGCUACCAUGGCAACGAGUUUGGUUCACCCCUUCAUCAGAUGAGGAGAUGGACUCAGAUGAUAGCCAUGAAAACAGCUUACCAAUAAAAAGAACAACACGCCUUGCGUUGAUGCGUGCCAGGCUCCGGCGACGGCUAGUUCAACUCCGGCGGAAUCUUAACACGAAUGCCUCAUUACAACACUAUCACAGAAAGAUCUCGGAGACGCUACUCGACGCCGUGAGGGAAAGUCCAAGUUCAGCCGUCGCUGCGCUAUUAGCGAUGAAGGAGAGAGAGGAAACAGUACCCCCUGAAAGGGUAAAGCGUAAGGUAACUGACAAAAGAGGCUGCCUCCACAAGACAGAUGAUGGUAAAACGUGUCCACGACCUGCCCUGCCAUUUGCCAACCAAUGCCGGAAACAUAUCAUGUAUAAUGUCGACCAACAGAUGUUCGACUACUGCACCGCCAGGUGUCCUGAAACUAAUGCUCAGUGUUGCGAUCCCGUCUUCGAUAUCCGACAUGAUUUCCCGCUGUGUGCCGACCAUGCCGCCAAAGCUGAUUAUGAAGCUUCUCAGGAGUCGUACAUGAAAUUGAAAAAGCCGCGUAAAAAGACGAAACCAUCAGCUCUUACACGUCCACCAAAACGAGGCAAGAAGAAGAAGAAUCAGAAGAAACUCCGUCCACAAAAACCUAUGCCUCCAUUUGGACUGAUGGGAGAUGUUGACAUGCCAACGAGUGAAGGCGAACAGGACGUCGACAUAGAAUCCAGCGAGAAUAUGACCGAAGACAUGGGCGUGGAUAGUCCCGAGAUCCCCUCGCCGCCAUCACUGCUGCCGACGAGUCAAGCGACGACCAUGUCCUCAUCCACGUCGCGUCCUAUCAAUCCUGCUGUGGAGAAGAUCGCCAGGGAUCUGGCGAAAUUAGAUCACCUGGCUCUGACAAAUGACCUGCCACCGAGUAUGUUGGACAUACCAUAUACCAGUAAAAUGACAGAAAGGUUGGAUCUUGAACAAGCAACCAAACUUUUGGAAGACCAUGAUAUAAAUGAGGUGCUUAAUAAACUACCUGAUGAAGCAUUUGAUAUUUUUACGGGUAAAAAUGGAGAAUACAAUAUCCCCACUCACGAGGAGACGGAGGAAUUGGAACGUGCUUUGGCGGCAGUGUCCGAAACUGUGAACCGGACAAAGGAAUCGCUCGGAAAAAUGGGUCUCAUCGAGGAACAAAGUGACGAUGAUGAACUCGCCAAACAUAUCGCAGAUACAAUUCUCAACCAGCAUCUGCACCAGGAUCACUUAGGGACGUUCGGCGACGAUAAUCUUCACGAUCUAGCCAAUAGCAUUUCGGAAAACGACUUGAAGACAAUGUCGCAGGUUUUGACGAGCUCUGCGCUCAGUUCUGCGCUCAAUGUCGGCGUGGAGGAAAAGAUGCACUCAGUGUCGCCACCGUCUACAAUGAGUGCUGUGACGCAACAAUCAGUGGCACUAGCGCUGGAUCAUACACAGAUUCAAGGCCUAAUCCAAAGUCAGAUUCACACUACUCAGGGUCAAGUCCAAGGACAGUUUGCACAAGGCCAGGUGGUGCAGAUACCCGGCCAGCUAAAUACCGCAUAUGGGAUUAUUAUGAAUGGUUCGUAUGGUGCAGCGACGGUGCAGAAUUAUCCGGCGUUAAUACAAGCUUCAUAUCAAGUGCCAACCAGUGCACCACCUAGUGGCCUACCGAGGACUUACACGCCAAAUGUUACGUUAGCUCCGACGAAUUUGAUGCAUAACUCGUUACCUUUGACACUUAAUCCGGACGUUUUGACGUCUCAAAUGCACGCCACAGUGGAGCGGUUAGCCUCGCCGAUGCACAUGCACAGUUCCCCCGUCACGACUCCCUCACCUCUUCAUUCCCCCAUACCAAAUCCCCGCAAUCCAUGGACUACGGUCGACCGGCUGCCGGCGACCACUUUUCAAAAUGGCUACCCUGUUCAAUUCACGCACGCCUCAACCAUUGCAAACGGUGGACCAAAACUGACCCUGAACUUGCCACAGGUGGUCCAGCAUGGAGAUAUCGUACGAACAACUAGUGUAACCUCACAGCGUCCGCCAUUCGAUUCAAGGACUACUGACGCCAUCUUUCAGGUUGCCGUGACGUUACCGAUGACGCAACCAUAUGCUGUAAAUAGUACCACAGCACAGGUGCCGCCAAGCUCUUAGCAAAUUGCCGUUGUGCUUUCGUGGAUUUUUUAUCGGUAUUUUUUCUAGUUGCCUAUUUCUUCCUGACCUAAAAUAGGUGUGCAAAAAAGGUCUGGCAGCAGUGGUGCGAAAUAUCACUACUAAAGCUGUUCGAAACACCUACCAAAUUUGCUCCAGGCCAGGCAGUUUGAUUUCUCAUAUUUCUCUACGCUAAAGUAUUCUGUAAACACUUGGAACAAAAUAUGUUCUUCAAUUACUGUCAAAAUGUACCGGAGAGUUCCUUAAUACUGUUGUAAGAUUCAAUUAUUUUGUAAAACACUCAACUUUGAAACUGUUCUGGAAUAAUUUAGGGCCCUGUGUGUCUAGGUGGCAGGCUUUAUGUCAGUUGGUACUAAGACUGCCCGAAUGCCAUUCACAGUACCAUCAAUUGUAGGUCAGGGAACAAGGUGCAACUAGGUGAUUGGGAUGCAGCAGAAGUGACAAGACAUGAUCGUGUAAGCUGGAUAGUUCUAGUUAUCGAAUAUCAAUACACCCCCGUUGACCUCUUUUCUCAGGUAUGCUUGGUUUUCUUUGUUUUAUGUAUCGGGCAAUCCGUGUCCAGUCUGCCAUUCCAAACGUUGUUGUAUUUUGAAUAGAUGUGGUAUUUAUGGUUAUUGCAGUUGUCAUAUUGGGCGAUGUGUUCCCAUCAUGUUUAACCAACCAUGGCUUCUGCUAGCAUAUAACAAGGCAAAAUGAAUGAAAGUGACCAAACUUCACUAAGUUAUGGUGUCAGAUGCUGUAGAAAAAUGACGUCAUGCCACAAUUUUGGUAGAACGACGUCAUUUUCAACAAUGCCUGAUACCAUUAUUUGAUAGACCGCUGCACUACUUAGUGUGCUGAUUUCGAAAAGAGGCGAAUUAAACUUGUUUAAAUGAAAUUUGGUGUUGUUUUUGAAACGCAGAAAUUUAUUUAUUUCUUAUCUUUACCGUUGAUUUGAUGUAUUCUGUACUUAAAAUUCAAAUAUCGAUUACUGCAGCUAAAGUCGUUUCAAAUUGUGCAUGGAGAUUGUUAUAAUGCGAUGUCUCAGGCGGCUUAGUAUUAUGUUGAAAUGCCAAUUGUUUUGUUCAAAACCACUUCUUCAGCCCUAGUAUUUCUUCAGGAAGAUGAGUGUUUUCUCAUUUGAAUCAUGGUAUAAGACAAGUUAAGAAGGGGAUGGUCGAUUACUCAAUAAUGGUCUGGAAGUAUUUUGCCAAAAAUCUUGUUAGUUUGGUUUUUUUAAAGUCAUUAUGUUUAUUUGAAAUUGUUGACCUGGCCUCGGUUUCAAUGUUACUCGUGUUUAGAAGAAAUGGGGUUCUGUUUGCUUGUAAACAAACCAAAACAGCUGUCAGUUUUCUGGAAAUUUUUGAUUGUGUUGAUUUAGAUUACAAACGUGUUCAAUAGCGUGACAGCUCAUCGAAAUUGGGAUGUGUCGUCCUCAUAUUUCCGUUUUUUUUGUAAAAAUUUCCGUUUAUUUGUGCAAUGGACUCCCACUUUGCAUGAUCAUGUCAAAUUUCCUUCUCGGUGUGGAGAAAUUUUCAAAUUUUGUUCAUUUUAAUCUGAAACCAACAAAUUUAAAGCGCUUUGUUUUAUUCUCGAAUUUGUCCACCUUUGUGGAUGAGGCUCAAUUUUAAAGACAAAUGUAACAAAAUUAUUUGUGAUUUGCCUUUGUUUAUAAAAAAAUUGCAACUGUGGUGUAUUCUAUAUUUCUAGAUGGUACAUGUGUAUAUCCUUGUACCAACAUUUGAAUUCAAAAUGUAAGCAUCGGAUGGAUAAAGCAUGUCCGAAAAUAUGAAUAGUGCUUUUGCUUUUUCAUUGGGAUGAUGCAUUAAUGAUAAAAAUUAAAAACUUUGGUUUUGGAAAUAAUUUGCUUGCUAACACAUGUGAGAUACAUUGAGAGGAAAAUAUGAUUUUUGGCGAUAUUUGAGUAAAAGGUGCAGACUUUGAAAAUUUCCCAAGCCUGGUCGACUGUUGAUUUUGAAGGAUGAGAACAGUUGAAAGUGUACAUGUACAUAAAUUCUUUUCACCUAUGUGUUCAUGACUUCGAGCAUAUCGAUUGCGUGUUGCAAUGAAGAUGUUGCAAGGAAUUCCUUUGUUUCUGUUACUCUUGUCAGAAUUCUGAGUGUUCUUUUAAAAUGCAGAUUCUAUUUCAUUGCCAAGGUAGAUGUAAUCAUGUCGUGUAGACGUAGAUAAAUUUGUAGAAAAUCUGUCUAUUGGGUAAAAGGGAGGGUCAGGGGGCAUGGCUCAAUAUUCUUUUUUGCCCCCUGUUUUGUAAAUCUUGCUGGCAAGAGUAACAGGAUUGUAAUUCUUUUGUUGUUAAAGCUAAAAUUUCCUAAGGCCAUACGAAUUUGAUUAUUGGUUCAAUAGAUUCUCUGGACACACCAGGAGGAGCCUGUAGGUCCAAAAAAAUAAAAGUAAAGGCUGAUUUAGAAAAAGUUUGAAAAUAUUACCAGGUCUUUUAGGUGAACCUGGUCCCAAAUUAAAGUCGCAUUCGAAAAAAAGGCUGCACAACGGCUGGUGAAAAAUUGGUAUGGCCUUAUCUGAAGAAAGGGUUGAGCAGAUGUUGCAUCUUUGUAGCAUUAUUUCUUUAAGAGGAAAGUUGGAAUAUCGAAUAUCUGAACGAAAUGUUUUCUGGAUAUUACAUAAAAAUAGCAAUUUUCUUCAAAGUAAUGGUUGGAUGGAAAAAUUUACAUUAUGAAAUGUUCUCAAGAUAGACGUGUGGUGUAUCUGGCCACAAAUGUGGUUAAAACCUGUACAAAGUGGAAAAAUUAUGUAAAGUAUUUAUUAAGUGAAACGUGUAAAAUAAUGAUGUGUACUUUAAGUCUCUGUGGUAUCUGUAUUGAGGGCGAGUGUGUGAGUAGUUCAGCUUGUUGAUGAUAGAUGGCAGAAGCUCUGUGGUAAGAGAGGUUGGGCACGGCGAUGAGGCCUAUUCCCACAACAAGUUCUUGUCUGUUGGUAAAGCCGUUUGAUAUUGAUAGCAGAUUAUUGGCAAACACUGCUUCUUGUCGCAGGCAGCUGCGAUGAACACUGCUAUAAUGAGCGGUUUUUUGUCGCAUGCAGACAUGAUCAUGGAUCGCAGCGAUUUAAACUCGCUGGUUUGGGCGGCGCUUGAGAAACACGAAAGGGAAAUCACGUGGGAGUUGGAGCCUUGAGUUGUGUACAACGUGUCUGUGCCGGUGAACUCUUCAAGCCCCAACAGCAAUGCCUGUUGCUGCGGGAUGUGGUACUGAAAAUGCUAUAUCGUGGGUGUAUGGCCUAGUUCUGUUACCUCAGGGUGGGCAAGUCUGUCAAUGACAGAAAGAAGAACUCAGGCCACACCUCGCUAAAUAUGUUUGCAGUCCUGAGUAAAAAGUUACAACCCUAAAAAACUCUUUGCACAUAUAAUAUUAUUGCUUCCUCAAGUCCAAAAACUCAAGUUUGCCAUGCCCUAUUUUGAAGUGAUACUUGUACCGUAAAGCAGAGUGAAAUUGGUCCUGGGGGUAAAUUUGCCCCAACUCCCAAAAUCUUAUUUAGAUUGAACUAUGAUAAGUUUAGCCCACUAAGUUAUCUCUUUACAUCCCCCUUUGUACAGUGAUUCAGUUAAAAUAGAAGAUUUACCAUGUAUGCCAGUAUGGUUAUAAAAGCUGUAGGGGGGGAAAUUUACCCCACUUUGAGCCAAUGUCACCCCGCCUUACGGUAACGGAAAAUAUCAAAGCUUCAGAUCCCACGAAAAUGUUUAAAUGUUAAGGUUGGUGUGGCCUGGGCUGGGUUUGAAUAAUUGUGUUUUCUCAGUGUAAAUACCAGUUUUGGCACAGGCAGAGUGGGAAGUGGAGGGUCUGGCACUGAUGUCCUAUGCCACCUGCGCCCCCGAACUUCGGCACAAUAUCAAUACCAAUAUACAUCUAUAUAUAUACACAGUGGAAAUGUAUAUUAACAGUGGAGACCUCUCUAUUAAAGGACACUGCAUUUGGUCCUGAACUGGUCAUUUCCAUUGUUUUUGACCUCUGUAAUCAGGACAUCUCUAUUAAAUUAAUGACAGCUUGUCAGUUUCAAGGGUGUCCUCAAUAAAGAGGUUCUCCUGUAUACUUUAGCUACAAAGUUACUUUUUGAACCUGUACACCUGCUUCAUUCACUGCCAAACUAAAUAAUCAUUAAAAGUACUGGUAACCGUGGUAACAUGAUUAAUAUAAAAAAAUAUAUACCUAAGCUUGUUAUAGUAGUCAGUAUGAAUAAAACCUGUCACUGAUGGCCUCAAAAAGUUUCUAUAUGUCUUAAAAUUGGUUGUGGGAUGAUACCAAGAUAUUAUUUUGAACAUUUUUACGAAAUACAUAUUCAAGAAUCUCGAAGUUAAAGAUCAUGAAUAUUCUUCUUUCACUUUUUAACCAAGUUUGAGGCAAUUCAUGUCAGACCCUCCUCAUCAUAGCCGUGCCAUGAUAUAGGCCUAUUUAUUUCUGAACUUGUAAGGCAGCAUUUCAUGUAGUAUUUAUCCAAGAUCGUGACACUUCUUGUCCUAACUUAUCAUAAGAUUGCUUUUAUUUCAUCUUUUUCAUUUCAGAUGUGAAAAAAUCUGAUGAGAAAUCAUUAGAAUUUUGAGAAAAUUGGACACAAAACCAGCUGGUUGCAAUUCUAAGACACAAAACCAGCUGGUGGAAAUUCUAAGAAACGAAGUGAAGACAAUUAAUUAUUGAGAAUCAUCUUUGCAUUUUGUGCAUUGGUAUAAACUAAACUAAAGUGCGCCACAGAGAAGGGAUUUUCAUCGUUUUGGCUUGUGGCGUAACAGGACAACUGAUUGCAUUUAACCAAUUGUUGCCUGCUUUCCAAACACAAUCGUGAUGUUGUCAAUUAAAGCUGCAUUGUAGGACGCAGUGUGCUGCUCUCAAUACCUUUUCAGUCAAAAUAAGGCUUAUCUGGAAUGUAACCUGGGUUUAAUUUGGUGCUACUUAAGGUAUUCUGGUAGAAGCAUCCAGAGUUCUUAUCUCCAGAUCAUUUCUACUUACAAAAUCAUUCUUGGCGCUGAGAAGAUAUGAUCUGCUGGUACUACACUUUGUCUCAAUAAUUGGAAUGUUGAGAGCUGGACCCCUGCACAACGGCGCAAUUACACUGUUGCAUCAAUGCCAACACGGGCAGCCAUUUUGGUUCUGCCAUGCCACGAUUCUUGGAGUCAGUCACAGGUGCGUGAAGAUACUAAAGUCAUAGGGAUCGGUCUGCCAAGAAUUAAUUGAUGCACACAACUUUAAUGUUCAACGCAUAUUACUCUUUUAUGUCGGGUUUUCAUGUGUGUUUUUCUGUAGGUUUGUGGUGACCUAUCAAUCGCUAUAUAGAUCGGUUGAUUUUGAUGUCAUCAUGCGCCUGUGCCACUACCGUGACCACGGGAUGCUGUGUUAAUCUGUGUCGGCGGAAAGAAUAUUCUUCGAUCUGCGUGGAGAAUGGUUCCUCGUUCAUGAGAAUUUCUUAAUUAUGCGAGAAGUACCAAAAAGGUGGACUUUUAACUUCAUUAAAUUUUGGAAAUUGCCAGUUGUAUGUUUGUGUUCAAGUCUUCAUUUCGACUCACUUCUCCUGUGAUGUUCAAAACAUUGUGGAUAUUUUUAUCGUCAAAAUAUUUGUCCUGUCAGAAAUAAAACGAAUGAUUUAUGUUCA
Messenger RNA from Lineus longissimus, 9650 nucleotides. RefSeq names its product INO80 complex subunit D-like. The transcript is spliced from 11 exons. The record is from RefSeq and is a predicted model, not a curated record. Lineage: Eukaryota; Metazoa; Nemertea; Pilidiophora; Heteronemertea; Lineidae. Bases 171 to 4040 code for a protein of 1289 amino acids. Gene Ontology annotation, cellular component: nucleus.